GGUAUAUAUCUGCGAAAUGGUGACGUUGUAAGCCUCCAAGUGAAGCAAUCUUUGUCCCUUCCAAAUACGCAUACGUGCCCUUGGUGUGACAAAAGAAGGAAAAGUUACACUUAUCAAUGCCUCAACUUGUCAGCCUCAUCUCCGGCGCGGACUGGACCUCAUUCGGCCCCACGACGCCUGCGCAACGUUUCUACAAAGAUUAUGUGGACGCCGUCGAUAACCACGGUUUUACCCAUGGUUCCGGCCUGCGGUACUACGCGAAAGAUGCCAUUUUUCACAACCAGAACAAUGCCCAAUAUAAAGGUGGCGACGAAAUGUGGGCGUGGAUGAAAAAGCUCUUCGGCCAGUUCCAGCGUCUAAGACACGACCACGUUAGCAUCUGUGAGAUCCGUCAUGAAGAUGGGACUGCACAGAUCAUGUCCCAGAGCCAUCGGAACAUCUGGCUAUCCGGGAACAGUACCGACAAACCCAGCGUGAGCAUCCCGCUGUGUUUUGUGUGCCGUAUUGGUCCAGCCGAUGAUCCCCGUGCCAUUUCUGGCUUGCAAUACAAGGAGGUCUGGCUGUAUUGGGAUACGGCCUUGCUCUCGCCAUUCCUCCCAGAAGAUGCUAUCGUCUUCCGCACAAAAAAUAUCUUGACAGAUCCAGAAGAGCACUAG
Talaromyces proteolyticus is the source of this 656-nucleotide messenger RNA. RefSeq lists its product as uncharacterized. Lineage: Eukaryota; Fungi; Ascomycota; Eurotiomycetes; Eurotiales; Trichocomaceae. The coding region runs from base 117 to 656 and encodes 179 amino acids. The record is from RefSeq and is a predicted model, not a curated record. The transcript is spliced from 2 exons.